GGGGAUUCCCGAAAUCUUCCAUUUUCUGAGAACGUUAGUGCUGUUCAAAAAUUAGACUUUUCAGACACAAUGGUGCAACAGAAACUGGAUGAUAUCAAGGAUCGAAUCAAGAGAGAAAUAAGGAAAGAACUGAAAAUCAAAGAAGGAGCUGAAAAUCUGAGGAAGGUUACAACAGAUAAAAAAAGCUUGGCUUAUGUAGACAACAUUUUGAAAAAAUCUAAUAAAAAAUUAGAAGAACUGCAUCACAAACUACAGGAAUUAAAUGCACAUAUUGUUGUAUCAGAUCCAGAAGAUGUUACAGAUUGUCCAAGGACUCCAGAUACUCCAAAUAGUGACCCUCGUUGUUCUACUAGUAAUAAUAGAUUGAUGGCCUUACAAAAACAGUUGGAUAUAGAACUUAAAGUAAAACAAGGUGCAGAGAACAUGAUACAGAUGUAUUCAAAUGGAUCUUCAAAGGAUCGGAAACUCCAUGGUACAGCUCAGCAAAUGCUUCAGGACAGCAAGACAAAAAUAGAAGUCAUAAGAAUGCAGAUUCUUCAGGCAGUCCAGACCAAUGAAUUGGCUUUUGAUAAUGCAAAACCUGUGAUAAGUCCUCUUGAACUUCGUAUGGAAGAAUUAAGACAUCAUUUUAGGAUAGAGUUUGCAGUAGCAGAAGGUGCAAAGAAUGUGAUGAAAUUACUUGGUUCAGGAAAAGUAACAGACAGAAAAGCACUUUCAGAAGCUCAAGCAAGAUUUAAUGAAUCAAGUCAGAAACUGGACCUUUUAAAGUAUUCAUUAGAGCAAAGAUUAAAUGAGCUUCCCAGGAAUCAUCCCAAAAGCAGUAUUAUAAUUGAGGAGCUUUCACUUGUUGCAUCACCAACACUAAGUCCACGUCAAAGUGUGAUAUCUACCCAAAACCAAUACAGUACACUAUCUAAACCAGCGGCAUUAACAGGUACUCUGGAAGUUCGUCUUAUGGGCUGCCAAGAUAUCCUAGAGAAUGUCCCUGGACGAUCAAAAGCGACAUCAGUUGCACUACCUGGCUGGAGUCCAAGUGAAACCAGAUCAUCGUUCAUGAGCAGAACAAGUAAAAGUAAAAGUGGAAGUAGUCGAAAUCUCCUAAAAACAGAUGACUUGUCCAAUGAUGUCUGUGCUGUUUUGAAGCUAGAUAAUACUGUGGUUGGUCAAACUAGCUGGAAACCUAUUUCUAAUCAGUCAUGGGAUCAGAAGUUUACACUGGAACUAGACAGGGUUACUUUUUUUAAUCCAGUUAUUGAAAGACGACCAAAACUCCAAAGGCAAAAGAAAAUUUUCUCAAAACAACAAGGCAAAGCAUUUCUCAGAGCUCCUCAGAUGAAUAUUAAUAUUGCCACUUGGGGAAGGCUGGUGAGAAGAGCGAUUCUAAAUCAUUCUGGCACCUUUAGCCCUCAGGCUUCUAUGCCUACGACAGUGCCAGUGCUUGAUGUACGCAUCCCUGAACUAGCACCUUCAGCUAGUGAUUCUACAGUAACCAAAUUGGACUUUGAUCUUGAACCUGAACCUCCUCCGGCCUCACUACAUGCUUCUUCCCUUGGAGAAAUAGAUGAAUCUACUGAAUUAAGAGUUUUGGAUACACAAGGACAGGAUUCAGCAGCUACUUUUGAUAUUGAGAAUGACAGAAAUAGUAUACUUAAAAAAUCCCAAUCUGAAUAUGAGCCUGAUAUUCCUCAGUCGGGUCUAGAUUAUACUGGUAUUCGAGAACUUGAGGAGGAUAGAAGAUCUCAGCAAAGGUUUCAAUUUAAUCUGCAAGACUUCAGAUGUUGUGCUGUCUUGGGUAGGGGACAUUUUGGAAAGGUGCUUUUAGCUGAAUAUAAGCAUACAAAUGAGAUGUUUGCUAUAAAAGCCUUAAAGAAAGGAGACAUUGUAGCUCGAGAUGAAGUAGACAGCCUCAUGUGUGAAAAAAGAAUCUUUGAAACUGUGAAUAGUGUAAGGCAUCCCUUUUUGGUGAACCUUUUUGCAUGUUUCCAAACCAAAGAGCAUGUUUGCUUUGUAAUGGAAUAUGCUGCCGGUGGGGACCUAAUGAUGCACAUUCAUACUGAUGUCUUUUCUGAACCAAGAGCUGUAUUUUAUGCUGCAUGUGUAGUUCUUGGGUUGCAGUAUUUACAUGAACACAAAAUUGUUUAUAGAGAUUUGAAAUUGGAUAACUUAUUGCUAGAUACAGAGGGCUUUGUGAAAAUUGCUGAUUUUGGUCUUUGCAAAGAAGGAAUGGGAUAUGGAGAUAGAACAAGCACAUUUUGUGGCACUCCUGAAUUUCUUGCCCCAGAAGUAUUAACAGAAACAUCAUAUACGAGAGCUGUUGACUGGUGGGGCCUUGGUGUACUUAUAUAUGAAAUGCUUGUUGGUGAGUCUCCCUUUCCUGGUGAUGAUGAAGAGGAAGUUUUUGACAGUAUUGUAAAUGAUGAAGUAAGGUAUCCAAGGUUCUUAUCUACAGAAGCCAUUUCCAUAAUGAGAAGGCUGUUAAGAAGAAAUCCUGAGCGGCGCCUUGGAGCCGGGGAGAAAGAUGCCGAGGAUGUAAAAAAGCACCCAUUUUUCCGGCUAAUUGAUUGGAGUGCUCUGAUGGACAAAAAAGUAAAGCCACCAUUUGUACCUACCAUUAGAGGACGGGAAGAUGUUAGUAAUUUUGAUGAUGAAUUUACCUCAGAAGCACCUAUUCUGACUCCACCUCGAGAACCAAGGAUACUUUCAGAAGAGGAGCAAGAAAUGUUCAGAGAUUUUGACUACAUUGCUGAUUGGUGUUAAACUCCUAGACACUGUGAAACCAAGCAAACUAACUCACAAGAAGACCUCUUAAGAAUAGCAACCCUUCAUUUGCUC
This is a messenger RNA of Orycteropus afer afer, 2832 nucleotides long. The record is from RefSeq and is a predicted model, not a curated record. NCBI's taxonomy places the organism in Eukaryota, Metazoa, Chordata, Mammalia, Tubulidentata, Orycteropodidae.